CUAGGCCGCGCCCGCCCGACUCCAAGAUGUCGGCGCUGAGGCCUGGCAACGGGGCUCCCGGAGGGAGGCGGUGAAGCGGCCUCGGCCGGAGGCUUUGGGCCCCACCGCUCCGGCUCGUCCCCUCCCUCCCGGAGCCGGCGGGGUGCUCGGCCUCUGCCCCCCAGCCAUGGCCGCGGAAAGCAGCAAGCAGUUCUGGAAGCGGAGCGCGAAGCUGCCGGGCAGCAUUCAACCUGUCUAUGGAGCUCAGCAUCCUCCACUGGAUCCCCGGCUUACUAAAAACUUCAUCAAGGAACGGUCAAAGAUCAGCGCACUACCCAUGAAGAAUAAGAAGGCCAGCAGUUUUCACGAGUUUGCCCGCGACACUAGUGACGCCUGGGACAUUGGGGACGAUGAAGAUGAGGACUUCCCAUCUUUCCAGACUUUGAACUCUAAGGUGGCCAAGGCCACAGCAGCCCAGGUGCUGGAGAACCACAGCAGGCUGCGUGUGAAACCCGAGUGGCCCCAGGUGGCUCUGAGUGAAGCACCAACCAAUUGUAAGGUCAUCAAGUCCAAUAGUGAGGCCCAGCUGUCCAGAGCACCUGAGGAUGCCUGUGUGCGCAACCCCCUCCACAAACAGCAAUCCCUCCCACUCCGACCCAUCAUUCCGCUUGUUGCUCGCAUCUCUGACCAAAACGCUUCAGGGGCUCCUCCCAUGACGGUGCGUGAGAAAACUCGUUUGGAGAAGUUCCGGCAGCUUCUGUCUAGCCACAACACAGAUCUAGAUGAAUUGAGGAAAUGCAGCUGGCCUGGGGUCCCCAGAGAGGUCCGGCCUGUGACGUGGCGACUUCUAUCAGGUUACCUCCCUGCCAGCAUGGAGCGGAGGAAGCUGACUUUGCAGCGCAAACGAGAAGAGUAUUUUGGUUUCAUUGAGCAGUAUUACGACUCCAGAAAUGAGGAGCACCAUCAAGAUACAUACCGGCAGAUCCAUAUAGACAUUCCACGGACGAACCCCCUCAUCCCUCUGUUCCAGCAGCCACUAGUACAGGAGAUCUUUGAACGAAUCCUGUUUAUCUGGGCGAUCCGACACCCAGCCAGCGGCUACGUGCAGGGGAUUAAUGACCUGGUCACUCCAUUUUUUGUCGUGUUCCUCUCUGAAUAUGUUGAAGAAGACGUGGAAAAUUUUGAUGUAACAAACCUGUCUCAGGAUGUGAUGCGGAGCAUUGAAGCAGACAGCUUUUGGUGUAUGAGCAAACUGCUAGAUGGGAUACAGGACAAUUACACGUUUGCACAGCCGGGGAUCCAAAAAAAAGUCAAAGCACUGGAGGAACUUGUCAGCCGUAUCGAUGAGCAGGUACACAAUCACUUUAGGAAGUAUGAAGUGGAAUACCUGCAGUUCGCCUUCCGCUGGAUGAACAAUUUACUGAUGCGGGAGCUUCCUCUUCGCUGCACCAUCCGCCUUUGGGACACUUACCAGUCUGAGCCAGAGGGAUUCUCUCAUUUCCAUUUAUAUGUCUGCGCUGCAUUCUUGAUUAAGUGGAGGAAAGAGAUCUUGGAUGAAGAGGACUUCCAGGGCCUUCUAAUGUUGCUACAAAACCUUCCCACGAUACACUGGGGCAACGAAGAGGUUGGACUCCUCCUCGCCGAAGCCUACAGACUCAAGUACAUGUUUGCAGAUGCGCCCAAUCACUACCGCCGAUAGGGGCCAGGGAUCUGCCUCUGCUCCCCAUCAUGCUGGCCUGAUCCCAAUCACUGUGGCAAUGCAUCACCCGAGUCCUCGGAGCCACUGACCAGGAGCCACUCUGCUGUAAAAAGCUCACAUUGGACCUCUGUCUUAACUUUUGUGUGUGCCUGCCUACCACUCUGUGCGUGGAUGUGCCACUCAAACUACCAUUUGUGUCCUGUGCUGUGACGGUGACCUGAGCCCAGGGUGCAGGGUGAGCGGGCCGGGGCUGUAAGAAUAAACUGAGCCUCUGACUGCCUUUCCAAGCUCCAGCGUGGGUCAUCUAAGCCUUGCAGCCUCUUGUUAACCCGCCUAAGCACAGACACACUCACACACUCCCAGCUGGGCCUGUGUUCUUCUUCUUCUUCAGAUGCUGUUCAAUCAAAGUCCCCAAUGAAGAUGCCUUACAAAGAGUCCUGCCCAGGGGAUGGCAGUGCCGUUGGACACAAGAAGCUCUCAGGGCUUAGCUUCACUCCACGUGUCUGAAGAAGUGCACCAUUUCAAAAGGUUAACAAGAGACACACACACACACACACUCGUGUUACACUCCACUCCUGCGCAAUCGCGCCUCUCUGCAUACGGGGGUUCGUAUGUGUUCAAAGGCUGUCUUGUCCACGCACAGUUGGGAAUGACACAAGUGAUAGGACGCCUCCUGUGAUUGACUUGAUUGAUUGACUUGAUUGAUUGAUUGAUUGAUUGAUUGACUGACUGAUCUACUGUGUGUGUGUUGAACCGGAGGGCGUAAGGGUGGGGGAGCUGUGCUUCGAAAAGGAAAUCCUUUCUGUGACAAUGACAUUCCUCCAAGGCAUUAUGUGUAUAUUGUGUUCUUGUGUAUAUGGGUAAAAGAUGUACAAUAUAAGUCUUCUGUUUGUAGCAGAUAUGAUUUUAUAUUUAUAAUGUGCGUCCCAAGCGUAUAAAGGCUGCCUAGGUUGCAAAUAGCAGUGGGCCUGCUGCUCCCCCCCCCGAUCACCAGGGUGUCAGAGCUAGCUCAUUUCCACCCCCAACCCCCGAUAAUGCACAUUUUGUUUCUGUCCAGAAAACGUGACUCCAAAGCGAAGCAGCAUUGCAUGACCUCCAGUGCCAAGGAAGUAAAGGGUUUGAAGAGAGAGGCACGUUCUGCUGGAACAGGCACUUUGGACCAGGUGGAAGUUGACCUGAAGGGCACCCACCUUACCCCCUCCACACUCCAGCAUGCCCUUAUAACAAGCAUGGCAGCUCUCUGCGCUCAAGUAGUGCAGCAGCAGAGACAAUUCUUGCACAUUGCUGUAGUGAGGAAAAGGGUCCUCCCCAGCACCUCCUGGCUUUCCUUCUUCCAGCUCUAGAGAGAAUCUAGUCCUUUGCUUGAGCAGCGGGGAAGAUGGGCGUCUUGCUGCAAGGAUUCUGAACUGUUCCGAGGAGGUAGGAGAUGGCUUCUCUCUUAAUCUCCCUUCCUCUGUCUCAAUGUGAUUUUCAUUGGGAAAAUGGAGAAUGUUUUUCAUUUUAAACGUUUCUUUCAGCCAGCAGGCGCAGCCUCAUUAGUGCCAAGCCUUGACCUCUCAGGGCAGAUCUGCUCCCUUCGGCUGAGGUCCUCCUUGCAUUGGGCCAACCUUUGCUGUUCAUCUCAUCAGGCUUCAGACUGCGCCCACCUCUGUUUGUUUUGUUUUGUUUUUUCCUCCUGGGGCCGAGAAAGAGAAGCCAUCCAGUGAAGGCACCACGAGGCAUGAGAAGGGUGAGGGCCUUCCCACCAUUCAAACACCCAGCAGUGUCUCUCAAGUUGCUUUCCUCACCUGGAAUUGUUUUCUCAGGCAUUCUGAUUUGAUUUUUUUCUUUUGUGUGUGUGCCUUUUGUUGUUUCCUCCGAGACAGCGACCUGGUGGUCAUUAGUUUAACAUGACUAAUUAAAAGAGAAAACCAUCCCUUGUUGCUGAUCUUUAUUCUUGGUGGGUUUGUGGAUCAGGAGCGAUGAGGCUUUUGAAGACUUCCUCGCAUUCCUGAAUCAAUCUCCCAUUGCUUUCCUCUUUCUUUUUGAGAGGUUCCAGUCUAAUUCUGCCCUUUCUUCUGAAGCAGGAAUUCCCGAAUUUAUAAUGCUUAGUUCUAUCGCCUUUUAGAACAUGGGUAGGCAAACUAAGGCCCGGGAGCCGGAUCGGGCCCAAUCGCCUUUUCAAUCCGGCCCGCAGACGGUCCAGGAAUCAGCAUGAGUGGAAUGUGUGCUUUUAUUUAAAAUGCAUCUCUGGGUUAUUUGUGGGGCAUAGGAAUUCGUUCAUUCUUUUUUUAAAAAAAAUAUAGACUGGCCUCCCACAAGGUCUGAGGGAUAGUGGACCGGCCCCCUGCAGAAAAAGUUUGCUGACCCCUGUUAUGGAAUUACCACUUUGAGCUCAAAUUCUGGGCACUCCAAAAGCAGUCUGGAUGUGGGGCAUCAUUAGGGAGAGAAUUGCGAGGAGAGUAGAAAUUCAAACUGCCUUCCCUCAUUGGGUGUCUUGCGCAGGCGAUUUGUAUGAAGUCUGGUUUCUCUGUCUUUGCAUUAGGUCAGCAUAAAUUAUGCCAAUGAGGUGGGUAUGUUGCAGAGAAGUACUCAGUAUAGCCUGGGGCUUUCCAAGAGUGUGAUCUGACACCUCCCAGAGCCAGUCGGCUUGGUCUUCUCAAGUGAUCCUGGACCAGAGCCUAGUUUCAAUAAUGUUGCAGCAGCAAAAGGCCAACUGGCUCCUCAGGCAGGUCUGAGGCGUUAAUGCAGCACGUAAAAGUGUUCUUACUAAAGACAGUUCUGGGGCACUGGAGGCCUGGCUGCGGCCUCAUUCAAUAGGGUCUCCAAAGGGCACCUGAUGGGAAGGAUGAAUCCACUGGUGGGUUGCCUCUUAAGCGUAGCCACCGGUUCAUUUCACCAUGGAUUUCCUUGCUCAGAAUAGCAGUUCCCAUGGAUCUCAUUCAGGGUCAGAGAUGACACAAAGUAUGAUUCAGCCAAACAAGAGAUCUAAACAUUGUUGAACGGAUGAACCAGGCAAAUCAUUGUUACACUACGGCAAGCCCUUCUGCUUCAUCACUGUUUAAAAGCCCAAAAGGCAUUGGUUUCCUCUUUUGCCCAAGAGGUCUAUUCUGAGGAGUUCACAGCUAGAAUUGGCCAUCCUUCCAUUUUACAUGUGUGCUGGGGCCGGGCACAGCAGGUCACUCAAACUUUCUCUCCCCCACCCUAAGUUAAUUACUAUUAAAAUAAAAAGUUCAGUGGAGUGGAACAAACAUAAUUACUUUUUGGAAGCCUAAUUAUCUGCAUUUAUUGCCAGUGCUUUGUUGUAAUUGAUUGCUAAUGGUCUGCUUCACUCUGGAAUUAUCUAAUUAAUACCCCCACAAAAAAAAUCAGGCUCCACUUUGAAAUGGCUCCCCCCCCCCCCCGGCAGUCCUGAUUGCAAUUGUCGCUGUUUGGGUGCCUCUGUUGGGAUCUUUUUGUGUAUACCUGGAUGUAUCCUUGGAGUGUUCUGAGUUUGCAGGCUUGAUUGCCUUGCCAGCCUAAUGGUUGUGUGUUCUAUUUUCUCCUCCAAAGCAGAUCCUUCUCACUUUCAACCCAUUUCAUUCCAUAUCUGUGUCAUCAGUCUGCUCUUAUCUUUCGUCUCACAAACUGCAUUGUCUGGCGAUGGUUGCCUACUCUCCUCUUUUAGCCUAUCACUCUUUGGUUCCACCUUUAAGGUUGGACUUCCCAAGCAUUCAGCUUUGCUGUUCGAGGAAAAAGGAAUUAGGUGCGCUGCUGUUCACCUACUGAAUUUCACCUAAACUGUGACCCUCCCCCAGGCACUACCAAGUCUGCCAGCUAUGGGUAGUUCACAUGUUUAUGUAACUUGAUUCUUCAUCCCUCAAUGUGCAGCUGAAUCUGUGAGCUGACGCCGUUGUGUUUGAGCAACGAUGUGAAUCUGGUUGGCAGCAUCUGUGCUCAUCCAUCUUUUCAAGUUUCCACUUGAUGCUGCAGUUGUCAAGUGUUGGUCAUGCAUGUGGGAGAAAAGGGCCCACUGGAUUCUGAGAAAUCCCUUCCUCCGGAGUAGCAAACCAUUUAAUCUGAAAAAUGUGUGGGUGCUUUUCGUCCCUUUUGUCUUACUACAGAGACAGCUAUUCUGGGAAAUAACUAAGAAGUUGCUUUCCCUCCAGAAUAAUCUUUUCCACAUUGAGCCUAGAAAGGAACACUCUGUAACUUGGAGGAGAACACUGUGUAACUCGAAAGCUUGCUCACCACAUUGUGAACUCUGGUUGAUCCUAAAAAUAUAUAUAGAACUUUCAUUAGGAGUGUUCCAUCUAAACCAGGGGUCAGCAACCUUUUUCAGCCGUGGGCUGACUAUGUGGUG
Zootoca vivipara (common lizard) is the source of this 5999-nucleotide messenger RNA. RefSeq names its product TBC1 domain family member 22B (gene TBC1D22B). Gene Ontology annotation, molecular function: GTPase activator activity. Gene Ontology annotation, biological process: activation of GTPase activity. Lineage: Eukaryota; Metazoa; Chordata; Lepidosauria; Squamata; Lacertidae. The record is from RefSeq and is a predicted model, not a curated record.